Molecule: messenger RNA, 2491 nt
Organism: Salvelinus sp. IW2-2015
Lineage: Eukaryota; Metazoa; Chordata; Actinopteri; Salmoniformes; Salmonidae
Product: indian hedgehog protein-like
Biological process (GO): regulation of gene expression; cell-cell signaling; multicellular organism development
Molecular function (GO): calcium ion binding; patched binding
Source: RefSeq, a predicted model, not a curated record
AUGGCUCGCGCACGGCGGGCAGGAGCGCGUCAACACGACACGAGACACAAGUGGACGGCCAAAACAUCUCGAGACGCAUUGCUGGAGGCAGGAAUGGGAUGAGAUUCUGAGAAUGCGAUCAGGAGAAUUCGUAGACGAGAUAUUUCACAGAGACGCAACAGUGAGGUAGGUGCGCGUCAGGUUUGCUAUUGCUGAACUGCCCGGUGACUGGAGAGAGGCGGUAGGUAGGUAGGCGACUGGAAGCUCGAGAAACACCUGCAAAGACUGAGAACUAUUUAUUUUUCAUUUAUUGUGAACAGCAUAAAGAAUGAUACAUCUUAAACAUUCUGGAAAGGAAAAUAGUUUUCAAGUGUCAUAAAUUAUUAAGGGAGUAAUCAAAACAUUAAAAUACAUAAGCAAGAGGAUAUAACAAUACAGUAGAGAUUAAAGUUCAUUUUAAAGGGUCAACAUGGAUUUUUACAGAAGAACGCCGUCCCUGUACUUCCAGUGUGGAUUUUGAUCCAUAAUGGCCAACCUUGCUCUAUAGAAACAUUAAAACUCCUUUACAACUCAUGAUCUGGAAUGGACCACCACCAAGAUUUAACCCCCAUCAUUCAAAUGCAUUUAAGUGCCCGAGACAGGGCUUGCUUAGUGGGCACAGUGGAUCAUUGAAGGUGUCCCCAAUGAAGGUGUCCUCCUGGUGGGAAAGCCUGGCACGGCUUGGCCUGCUCGCUAUCUUCACGUGGAGCUCCCUGGUCCAGGGGUGCGGGCCAGGCCCUGGGUACGGCAACCGCCCUAGGCCCAGGAAACUCACCCCCAUGCCUUACAAGACCUCCUUCCCCAAACUUUCAGAGAACAACCUAGGUGCCAGCGGGAGGGUGGAGGGCAAGAUCACACGUAACUCAGAACGCUUUAAUGAACUGGUGUGUAACUACAACACCGAUAUUAUCUUCAAAGAUGAGGAGAAAACCCUUGCUGACCGCUUCAUGACCAAGCGCUGUAAAGACUGCCUCAACAAACUAGCCAUAGCGGUGAUGAACCACUGGCCUGGGACGAAGCUGAGGGUGACAGAGGCCUGGGAUGAGGACGGCCAUCACCCCCCUGACUCUCUUCAUUAUGAGGGACGGGCUGUGGACAUCACCACGUCAGACCGCAUCCCAGACAAGUACGGCAUGCUUGCCCAGCUGGCUGUGGAGGCUGGCUUUGACUUUGUGUACUAUGAGUCCAAGUACCAUGUGCACUGCUCUGUCAAAGCUGAUCACUCUGUGGCGGUGGAGAAGGGGGGCUGUUUCCCAGGCUGGGCCCGGGUGACCUUGGCCGGAGGGGGACAGAAGACCCUGGCCUCCCUGGGGCCUGGAGACAGAGUGUUGGCCCUGUCUGGGUCAGGACACAUCGUCCUCAGCCGCGUCCUUCUAUUCCUACACCAAGACCAUGAGAGCAGGUCCACUUUCCUGGUCCUGGCCACAAAAGAUGGCCGCCGCCUAGCCCUCACUCCCCACCACCUGGUCUUCCUCGCACCCCAUCACAAACUCCACUACAGUGAGUACAAGGCUCAGUUUGCCAGUAGAGCCAAACCGGGGGACUAUGUACUCGUCCAUGGAGCGGACGGCCGAGUACAACCAUCCAGGAUCGCAUCUGUAUCGCAGGAGGAAGGGAUGGGUGUAUACGCACCCCUGACUGAACACGGCACUCUGUUUGUGGAUGGGGUGCUCGCAUCCAGCUAUGCACUUAUAGAGGACCAUAGACUGGCACACUGGGCGUUUGGGCCUCUGAGACUGCUGCUGUCAUUCACCCAGCUGGUUAGGGGGGAGGGCACACUGGGAGCGCAGGUCACAGAGGCAGAGAGAGAGCACACGAAGAAGCCCACUCACUGCAACACUCAACACAUUUGUGUGAAUCAGACACUCAGCAGCCCAGGCGUGUAUGUGAAUACAAACACUUCAGACAGACAAAGCAGUUGGGCUGCUGUACCCAUAAACAGAGACAUUGAGGGGGGACACUGUGACUCUGUGCGAGAAAAGGUUUUGAGUGUGCACUGGUAUGCUAGGCUGCUACACAGGCUUGGACAGUUCUUUCUAGACCCAAAGACAUUUCAUCAUUAGGCUAAAGGCACUAUAGGUUCAACUCUGGUGCCUGUAUACUACUGAUAAUUGCUACUGUACUGUUACAUUUCCACAGUGUCCUACUGAUAAUUGCUACUGUACUGUUACAUUUCCACAGUGUCCUAUAGAUAAUUGCUACUGUACUGUAACAUUUCCACAGUGUCCUACAGAUAAUUGCUACUGUACUGUUACAUUUCCACAGUGUCCUACUGAUAAUUGCUACUGUACUGUAACAUUUCCACAGUGUCCUACAGAUAAUUGCUACUGUAACAUUUCCACAGUGUCCUACAGAUAAUUGCUACUGUACUGUUACAUGUCCACAGUGUCCUAUAGAUAGAGGGCGGCAGGUAGCCUAGUGGUUAGGGAGUUGGGCCAGUAACCGAAAGGUUGCUAGAUUGUAUCCCCGAGCU